Molecule: messenger RNA, 2111 nt
Organism: Solanum lycopersicum (tomato)
Lineage: Eukaryota; Viridiplantae; Streptophyta; Magnoliopsida; Solanales; Solanaceae
Product: IRK-interacting protein
Source: RefSeq, a predicted model, not a curated record
CUAGAUAUCAUACAAUCCAUCAUAAAAAAAAAACCCCUAAAAAAACCAACCAUUGAAUUCCAAGAAUGUAGAUAUACAUAACACCACAAAACACACACAAAAAAAAAAAAAACACUAGUAAAUUUUUUUUCUUUCAUUUUUCACUAAUGGCAAGUGCUACUACAUCAUCAUCAACAAAUAAAAUUCAAGAAUAUGAUGAGGUUACAAGUUACAAAAACAAGAAUUGUGAAGUUUUUGUUAAUAGACAAGAAAUUAAAGAUGCAAUUGCUAAAGCAAUUGAAUUAAGAGCUUUACAUGCUGCCCUUUUACAACAACAACAAGGGAAUAGUCCUAUGAAGAAGUUCCCUUCUUCUGCUUCUCCAACUCUUUCACUUCAUUCUCACCAUUUUUCUUCUCAAGAUUAUCCUAUUUUCACACCAAGCUAUGAAGAUGAACCAUUGCCAGGAUACAAACAACUACACUUAGAUCACAAUCCAAACUAUGCUGAAGUUUGGGAUGAAUAUGGAGUAGUAAAUGGUAACAAUGAAUCCGUUUUAUCGGAUUACAGAAAGGCGAAUUCGACCUUCAAAAAUGGAUUUACUAACAGUCUGAUCAACUUAGAACCCCACAUGUGUCCAGCUGAUGAUCAGAGAUCGGUCACGAGCUCGUGUACUGAUCAUGUCACUACGCGUAAAGCCUCUCCCAUCGCUCGUUACAUCAAGUCUCGGAGAAACUCAUUAGGGGACUUGAACUCUAUCUCAUCUUGCAACAAGUGUAAGCCUGCAACAAUUAGUACUGAGGUUGAUGGUGGUGGUAGUAGUACUAGCAAGAGUGGUAAGAACUCGAAUGUCAUCGUGCCAUUGACGGACUCACAUGUUUCUGUUCAAUCGCAGCCAAAGAGUAAAGGCGGGAUGAACUUGUCGUGGCUGUUCCCUAAGCUAAAGAAGAAAAACAAGGUUGAGAUUUCACCAAACCGAACAGAUCAAUCCGAUGAGGUUUUAAAGGAUCACCAUAUAGGGAUGGUUUCAAUCGAGACGUUGAAGAAAGAGCUAAUGGAAGCAAACGAGAGCAGAGAUGCAGCGUUGAUUGAAGUCUCGGGAAUGAAGUCGUCUUUAGGUGAGCUAAAGCAAAAGUUAGAGUACUUAGAAACUUACUGUGAAGAGCUGAAAAAGGCCUUAAGGCAAGCAAUUCAAGCUACAGAGUCCCCUGUAUCCUCCAACAAGCUAAGAACUUUUCCUAAUGGAAAAUCCAUCGAUGGGGACGGAGAAAAUGUGAUCCCGGUUAAUGAUGAGGUAAUGCUAGAAGGGUUCUUACAGAUGGUAUCGGAGUCAAGAUUAUCGGUGAAACAGUUCAGCAAGACUCUAAUAGGACAGAUUGAAGCAACAGACAAUUUGUUAACCGAUAACUUGAACCUUUUGCUUCAACCUUACAAGCUAUCUCUCAACUCGAAGUACUCGAAAGCAGUACUAUACCACAUUGAAUCCAUCAUAAACCAAUCACUUUUUCAAGACUUCGAAAACUGUGUGUUCCAAAAGAAUGGCUCAGCAAAACACUUAGACCCUCAACAAGAUCGCCACGCUCAGUUCUCAUCAUUUGUCGCGCUGAGGAACCUAAGUUGGAACGAGGUGUUGAGGAAAGGUACAAAGUACUAUAGUGAAGAGUUCAGUAAGUUCUGUGAUCAGAAAAUGAGUUGCAUUAUCGCAACGCUUAAUUGGACAAGACCAUGGCCUGAACAACUCCUCCAAGCGUUCUUCGUUGCUGCUAAGUGCAUCUGGUUGCUGCAUUUGUUAGCCUUUUCGUUCAAUCCUUCCCUCGGGAUUCUACGAGUGGAAGAGAAUAGAACUUUCGAUAUGCAUUACAUGGAGGACGUCUUCGCGGAUAGGCAAAGAUCACAAGGUCCUAGCAAGGUUAAGGUCAUGGUUAUGCCUGGUUUUUAUGUGCAUGAUAGAGUACUUAGGUGUAAGGUUAUAUGCAGGUACAAAAAUGUAUCAUAGUUAGGGUUUCUCUUUUCUCAUUUUUCUUGUUUAGUAAUCUAACUUGUAAUAGUGUUCUCUUGUUGAUUAUUUGAUUUGAGUGAGUUCUAUAAACUAGUUGCCAUAUAUAUUGUGAUCAAAUAAACUCGUAAGUCGUAA